AUGAAAGCUAAACAGGCUAAAGCUAGCUCGGUCCUACCGUCUACCUCCCCCGCCCCGCCGCACAAGCCACCUGCGGAGCUCGACUGGGCGCCCGCUGCGGUGAAGCAGUGUACGGACCUCGCGGCCAACGUGCUCCGGACCAACCACCACCCCUUCAUCCUCUACCGCUUCGUCGGGCAGGUGAAGAAGGCGAAUAGGCUCCCCGCGGGGGUCGACCACGCGCUGUUCACCCGGACCAUACUCGCUGCGAUGGACAAGGACCCGCGGUUCAAGCGUGGCGUCUACAAAGGCAAGCCCUGCUUCUGGGCCUCUAGCAACGAGUUCGGCCCCACCGGGCCGGCUGACCCCGCGCCGAACAGCAAAGUUAAAAUUCGAGUACCCAAACCGCCGAAGCUCGCAAAGCCAGCAAAGUUAGCAAAGGCAGCACAGCCAGCAAAAUCAGCGCUGCCAGCGAAGUCAGUACAGCCAGUAAAGCCCGCAGUACUAGCAGCGCCGCCCGUGCGGCUCACGUCAGAGAUAGCAAUCGAGGAUUCGACGGUGGACAUCGUCACCUACGCGCAGCUCACGCAAGACGAGGUGCGCACUGCAACUCCCACGACUGAGCCGCCCGUCGUCCUACCCGAGCAGGCGACGGUCGCUACAUCAUCGCCCAUCGCCGCCCAGCCUCCGCUGCGCUUCGAAGAACCUGACCCGCCCUCGCCCCUCGUGAGCGUGGUGGCACCGGAAACCGCCGUGCCGCCGCCGGUGGUCCCUCGGGGCGCCGUGCGAGGCUUCCUGCUCGAGGAGCGCAGCUCCCGCGCCCUCGAAGCUGGAGUCGCUCUGGCCGACCGGGCCGCCGCGUCGGCCUUCGCCGAGGCCGCGCUGCUCGGCGAGCGGACCAACUGCGGCCACGCCUGGGACCCGACCGCCGCCUCCGCCUCCGCCAGCGAGAUCUACCUGAACACGCACGAGCCGUUCUGUCUGGCGACGGUGGGCGUCCAAGGCGGCGGCAAGAGCCACACGAUGGCGUGCGUGCUCGAGUCGUGUCUGGUGCCCAUGCUCGAGGACGACGUCGUGCGGUUGCACGCCCCGAUGAGCGCGCUGGUCCUGCACUACGACCAGAACGUGACCUCCGUGUGCGAAGCCACGGGCCUCAUCUCGCCCCACCCGGCUCUCCAGCGCCUGCUGGCCCCUCGACAGCUUGGCGCGGCGCCGUGCCUGCCGAGGGACAAGAUGGUGGUCCUGGUCUCGCCCUCGUUCUACCGGCAGCGCAGGGCCUUCUACGGCGACUACUGCACGGUCAAGCCGCUGCUCUUCCGGUGGCACACGCUCACGGCCGACCACAUCAAGCGCAUCAUGCGCAUCAAGGACGGCGACAACCAGCUCUACGUGGCGGCCAUGCUCGACCUCCUCCGCCGGUACCAGCGCGACGCCGUCGUGCCCGCGUUCGCCGACUUCCUGGCCCAGGUCAAGGAGACCUGCAAGCUCAACGGGCAGCGCGGCCCGCUCGAGCAGCGCAUGGCCCUUCUCGAGUCGCUGGUGGCCGAGAGCGCCAUCAACGCCGACAUUCGGGCCGACGGCGCCGAUCUAUACGCGAGCUGCCAGCCGGGCACGCUGGCCAUCGCCGACCUGACCGACCCGCUGCUGGCCGCCGAGGAGGCCAACGGCAUCUUUCAGGUGCUGACCGAGCAGUACCGGGCGCUGCCCCUGCGUGGCUGCGGCAAGCUGCUGGCGCUGGACGAGGCCCACAAGUUCAUGGACGGCGUGGCGGGCGACGGCCUCAGCGAGGCGAUCGUGGCCGUGGCGCGGCUGAUGCGGCACGACGGCAUGCGGCUGGCCGUGAGCACCCAGAGCCCGCUGGCUCUCGCGCCCGAGCUGCUGGAGCUCGUCACCGUGGCCGUCCUGCACCGCUUCCACUCGCGCGACUGGUUCACCUACCUGGCCAAGAAGCUCCCGCUCUCCGACCACGCCGCGCUCGAGCUGGCGACGCUGCAGCCAGGCCACGCGCUGGCCUUUGCCUCGCGGUCGCACCUGCAGGGCGCCCUCACUGCUGGGCAGCCGGCUGACGACGGCACGGACGGGCUCGGAAUCCACGUGUUCCCUCUGCGCGUGCGCGGCCGCAUCACCGCAGACCGAGGAGCCAGUCGCAAGAACGCCGGCGCCGCGACUUAG
Molecule: messenger RNA, 2151 nt
Organism: Acanthamoeba castellanii str. Neff
Lineage: Eukaryota; Discosea; Longamoebia; Acanthamoebidae
Exons: 1
Coding region: 1-2151 (716 amino acids)
Source: RefSeq, a predicted model, not a curated record